This is a messenger RNA of Striga hermonthica, 3126 nucleotides long. The record is from the annotation of a GenBank genome assembly. Lineage: Eukaryota; Viridiplantae; Streptophyta; Magnoliopsida; Lamiales; Orobanchaceae.
AUGGCGCUGUGGAUUAGAUUGAGACAGUCGAAGCUUAAUUUUCAUAUAUUCACGAGCGUACACAAGAGAUUCUUCACUGUAAAUCACGGUACAAUCCUUGCCAAUGAACACAUUAUUCCACACACAGAGAACCGGGCUUCAGGUCAACCCGAUUUAGCAGUACCGGGCGGGCUACUCGGGCCUCUAGGUGUCAGAUUCUACGCGAAACCUGCUCAGUCUUUUCAGAAGAAGGAAGAUGAUGACCCAAGUGGGCCGAGGUUGAAUGAGCAAAUCACAGCACCGAUGGUUAGGCUUGUUAGUGAUGAAGGUCACUGUGUGGUAUCGAGGUAUGAAGCAAUGACCCGUGCGAGAAACCUAAAGAUGGAUCUGGUUGAGGUUGAUAGACAUGCUAAGCCGCCUGUUUGCAAAAUUUUCGAUUUUCACAAAGAGAAGUACGAAAAAAAUGACCUGAAAAUGAAAGCUGAAUCUGUUAAGCGACUAAUGGAGAGUGGCUACAGAGUCAAGUGUACAGCAAUCGAUCCUACUGAAGGGUGUGACUUGCCAACAUUGUUAUCUCGUUUUACUGCUCUAAUUAAAGAUGUUGCCGUAGAGGAAAGUGAUCCCAAGGUCGAAAAGAAACAGGCUUUUGUCGUUGUGAGGCACAUCAAGUUUGGGCCCCUGAAAAAGGGCCCUGGAAAAAACAAAAAUCCUCCCUCUUCACAGAACGAAGACUCACAACCAGACAAAAAUGGGCCUGAAACUGCUCCCGUGGGCCCUGACAAUAUACUGAACCGGGAUGCUGGGCCCAAAAAAUCGUGGGCUGUUUUCGACAGAGAUGAUGAUAUCAACACAAUUUUUGACAUUAAUGAAGAAAGUUUUGUACUUGAACAACCAGCCGUUUUGAAUGUACCAUUAUCAUCAUCAUCAGCAGCAGGUAUAAAUCAAACAGGAAACAGAUAUGCAAGAGAUCCAACGGCUGGGAAGCCACCAAAGGCAAAUAAUACCGGGCCUCAAAUGAGCCCGAACCUGCCUCGUGAAUCUUUCAGGCAAGAUUCCUUCAGACCAAAUAUUUCCACUCCGCAAAACAAAAGCUACGGUAUUUUUAGCACGCCAAAAGUGAACAUCACGCCCAAUGAACAAAACCCACAAGCCGAUAAUAACAGGUACAAGAAAAGCAUUCCCCCUGGUUCGGGAAGAAAUCCAACAGGUAAUCCAAGGAUGAACAGAGGGCCCGGUGCUGCUCCAAGCUACCUUAGGUUCAGCCUUCGGCUCUCUUCUCAGAUAAAUUAUAAUUCUAUCGGGUGUAGCUUGGUUAGAAGUCUUGUUACUAUGGAUUUCGAUGAGAUUGAAUAUUUAGAGAAUACUGUUGAGAACCCAGAACUGAAGAAGGAUAAGUCCAACGGGGAUGAUAUGAUGCUUGAUUCUAAAGAGAAAGGUCGGGCUCGGAGUUCAAAGCACGCAAGUGAUGACGAUGAUGCAGAUGAUUUGGACCGCUCGUCAAAGCCUUCGAGGUCUAGGAAAGAGUCCGACGAUCGUGGGAAAUAUAGGAGUGAUGAUGAUGGUGAUGAUUUUGAACGCCGGUCUAAGCAGUCCAGGUCAAGGAGAGAAUCAGAUGACCAUGAGAAAGGUAAAAGGUCGAGAAAUGGCUCAUCGAAGGGUGAGAAGGAGAGGCACUCGGGUGGUCGGGAGCACAGAACCCGGGACAGGGAAGAUGGUAGUGGAAAGGAGAGAAAUAGGGACAGAGAUCGAGAUAGAGACAUGGAGAAGGAUAGUGACAGGAAAAGGGAGGGAAACAGAGACAGGAGAGAACGCGAACAUGAUAGAGAAAGGAACCGGGAGGAGGAAAGAGAGAGGUCAAAGAGAAGCAGAAGUCACUUGGAGAGGCAACACGAUGAACGGGGAAGAGAAAAAAGGGGGGACAUGGGAAGCAUGGAUAAAGAUAGUAGAGAAGGACGAAGGGAAAGAGAGUUUAGAGGCCGAGAUCACGAAAGCAGAAAAUACAAAGAAAAAAAGGAAGAUGCCGUGGAGUCGGCAGCUGAUCCUGAGAGAGAUCAGAGGACAGUCUUUGCUUAUCAGAUUACAUUGAAGGCAGGUGAACGAGAUGUCUAUGAAUUCUUCUCCAGAGUUGGCAAGGUGAGAGAUGUACAACUCAUAAUGGAUCGCAAUACCAGACGCUCCAAAGGAGUUGGGUACAUUGAGUUCUAUGAUGCAAUGUCAGUUCCUAUGGCGAUUGCUCUCUCUGGUCAGCCGCUUCUGGGUCAACCCGUCAUGGUCAAGCCAUCAGAAGCUGAAAAGAAUCUUGUUCAGCCUACUCCUGCUACAGCAGGGGGAGGUGUUGGUCCACAUUCAGCCGGAGCUAGAAAGCUAUAUGUUGGCAAUCUGCCUGUGACUAUCAAAGAAGAUCAACUUCGCCAGGUGUUCGAACCUUUUGGCACAAUUGAGCUGAUCCAAAUGCCCACUGACCCUGGGACUUCGUAUUGCAAAGGUUUUGCAUUUAUACAGUUUGCACGCCUCGAAGAUGCGAAGCUUGCUCAAAAUUUAAAUGGGCAACUGCAAAUUGCAGGUCGUCAAAUCAAGGUAGUGUCUGCUGUCACUGAUCAAGCUGGCAUGCAAGAUACUGGGGUCAAUGUUGCUGAUUUUGAUGAUGAUGAGGGCAAUGGCAUGUCCUUGAAUGCACAUUCUCGAGCACUUCUUAUGCAGAAGUUGGAUCGAACUGGGACUGCAUCAAGCAUCAUAGGUUCAUCAGCAGUGCCAGUUGUUGGGCAGACAUCUGUGGCGGUGCUUCCUGGCUUGGCAGCUGCAGGUCUUUCUAUGCCUAUUCCUAACGCUCCAUCUGUUGAUACUGUUGGUGUUCCCAGUGAAUGUUUAUUGCUAAAGAACAUGUUCGAUCCUAGUGUGGAGACAGAGCCAGAUUUUGAUCUGGAUAUAAAGGAAGAUUGCCAGGAGGAAUGUGCAAAGUAUGGGAAAUUAAAGCAUAUCUAUGUGGAAAAGAACUCGGCUGGAUUUGUAUACCUGCGGUUUGAGCAAACCCAAUCUGCUUUUAGUGCACAGCAAGGACUUCACGGUCGGUGGUUUGCUGGAAAAAUGAUAACUGCAACUUUCAUGUCUCCCCAGGAUUACGAGGCUAAAUUUCCAGAUAGCAGCUAA